Messenger RNA from Salvia splendens (bonfire salvia), 2541 nucleotides. RefSeq lists its product as uncharacterized. The transcript is spliced from 4 exons. The record is from RefSeq and is a predicted model, not a curated record. The coding region runs from base 1 to 2541 and encodes 846 amino acids. NCBI's taxonomy places the organism in Eukaryota, Viridiplantae, Streptophyta, Magnoliopsida, Lamiales, Lamiaceae.
AUGUCACUGGGAGAGCUAAGGGGCAAUGAAGGAAAAAUCCCUGCCACUGUGCAGCCACCUGGUCGUGAAAACAUCAGUGAAGUAUCCCUAAGGUCAGGGAUGGUUUACCAAAACCCUAGCCCACCUGCAGUACCUCCGAUGGGUAUACCCGGACAAAGCCAGAAUGAAGAAGGAGAGUCUAGUUCCCCUGAUCAAGCAAAAGGGAAAGACAAAGGCAAAACGAAAGUGAGAGGUGAAUCCUUAGAUGAAAGCCAAGAAGCGGAAGCAGAAAAGGUCAAACCAUAUCCAUACCGUGGAAUGGUGACCAGGAAAAGAGAUGCCACAAUUGACGUGACGAGUAUGUUCAAAGAUGUGGAGGUUAAGGUGCCACUCUUGACGGCCUUGAAGAUGCCCCCGAUUAGCAAAUUCAUCAAGGAUUACUUGGCGGCGAAGGUCAAUGAGGAGGGUAGGAUGAUUACAGAUGAGAAUGUAUCCGCAGUGAUCCAGCAGAGUGAUCUCCCUUCAAAGAAGACCGACCCGAGAAUGUUCACGCUCCCUAUUUCUAUCGGAGAUAUCCAGGUGGAGCACGCGAUGUGCGACCUCGGGGCGUCGAUUAAUGUUCUGCCAUACUUGAUUUACAAGAAGUUGGGGGAGGCCAAGCUAGUUGAUACUGAUAUAAUGAUACAGUUGGCCGAUAGAUCGUGUAUUCACCCAGAAGGAAUCUUGGAAGACGUGAUCGUGAAGAGCCGACAGCAAGAGAGUCGAGUGGACUUCAAUGGAGAGCAGUUCACGUUCAAUGUUGAUGAAGCCAUGAAACGGCCAGCAGACAGUGAGAACUUGUACUCAGUAGAUGUGACUGAGCCCUUAGUAAAGGAAUUUUUGGAGGAAGAAUUCCUACAGAGGCAGUUCACUGACUCCGCUGCUGAUGAAGAAGUCGAGAGAGAAGUUGCAGAGUGGUAUGAGACCAUGAAAAUCGGAGAAAUGGACGACCAAGCCAUCGUGAAAGCAAUGAUAGAUUUUUGUGAGCGCCCAAGACCAGCUGGGUCAAGUGGGAAAGCUCAGGUAUCCAGCCUAGAGAAGCGGCUUGAUCAAGGCAAGCCAUUGGAAAGAGAAGUGGCAGAAAAUCCUCUGCUUGAAGAAACACCAACACCAGGGAAGGAGUUGAAGCCCCUUCCAGCACAUCUAAAGUAUGCCUACCUGGGGGAGGAAGAAACAAAGCCUGUGAUCAUCAACAGUCACUUGACCCAGGGGCAGGAAAAAAGAUUGCUGGAAGUAUUGAGAAGAAAUCAGAAGGCUAUCGGUUGGAAGCUGGCAGACUUGGUGGGCAUCAGCCCAGACUUGUGCAUGCAUCAUAUCCGACUGAAAGAAGGAGCCAAACCACACCGCGACCAACAACGAAAGCUCAACCCCAACAUGAGGGAAGAGGUGCUUAAGGAAAUUGUCAAGUUGGUCUCGAUCGGAAUUAUCUACUCCAUCCCGAAAAGCAACUGGGUCAGCCCAGUGCACAUGAUGUUAGAGAAGUUGGCAUGGAAGCAGUACUUCAGCUUCCUGGAUGGUUAUAGUGGUUACUUCCAGAUCGCGGUGAAUCCGGAAGACCAAGAGAAGACGACGUUCACCUGCCCUUUCGGCACAUACGCUUACAGGAGGAUGUCAUUUGACCUCUGGCAUGUGGUGUCGAGCAGGGGAAUAGAGGUCGAUCAAGCGAAGAUAGUUGUCAUUGCAAAACUCCCGUAUCCCACUAACCAGAAGGAGAUCAGAGCCUUUUUAGGCCACGCUGGGUUUUAUAGAAGAUUUAUCAAAGAUUUCACAAAGACAGCCCAGCCCCUGACGAGGCUGCUCCAGAAUGAGGUGGAGUUUGAAUUCUCCAAUAACUGCAAGGUCGCAUUCCAGCUGCUAAAAGAUAGACUGAUAAGCUCUCCAAUUAUACGCGCCCCCGACUGGAGUAAACCCUUUGAGGUGAUGUGCGACGCCAGUGACUAUGCUGUGGGGGCAGUGUUAGGUCAGAAGAUUGAAGGAAAGAGUUACGUAAUCUUCUAUGCUUCCAAAACUCUAAAUCAAGCACAGAAGAAUUACGACACGACCGAAAAGGAGAUGCUAUCGGUGGUCUACGCCUUUGAAAUGUUCAGGCCUUAUCUGCUAGGCUCGAAGGUGAUUGUGUAUACUGACCAUGCGGCCAUUAAAUACCUACUAGCAAAGAAGGAAUCAAAGCCGCGACUUAUUAGAUGGGUCCUCCUCUUACAAGAAUUUGACUGGGAGGCGGUCGAUAAAAAGGGGAGCGAGAACAGAGUAGCAGAUCAUUUGAGCCGAAUCUUGCAAAAAGACGACGAGGAAGCCAUCUCUGACGCUUUCCCUGAAGAGCAUCUCUAUCUGAUAAAGUCGACAUCUGAAUGUCAGUGGAUCAACCGGGUAGAGAGGGUUGAUCAAGCCAACCAAGGAAAGGGACAACACACGCAGAGGGAGCCAUGGUUUGCUGACAUGGCCAAUUAUUUGGUAACGGGUGAGUUGCCCGGAAGUGAAGAGAUUACGAGAGCCCAGAGGCUGAAACUCAAGAGCGACUCCUGA